AUGGCAGUCGAGUGGUUCUAUCAAUACCAGAGUCUAUAUCUCCGUCUGGUAGCUGAGCAGAAAAUCACCGAAACUCAUAUUGCUACAGCGGAUCAGCUUCCGCCAAUGGAUCAUCUGUCUAUGGAGCAGCCUCUGGAAAAUUCGUCAGACUUAGCCGGCAAAUCGAGCCCUCCUUCGAGUUACUUCUGUCCAAAAUGCGGCAACAAUUACUCGCGACUUCACUCAUUAAACCGGCACAUUAAAUUCGAGUGCGGGGUCGAGCCGCAGUUCGAGUGUCCCCUGUGCCAUAAAAAAUCUAAACACAAGCACAAUCUUUUGCUCCACAUGCGCACGCACCAAAAGCACUAA
Messenger RNA from Microplitis mediator, 348 nucleotides. RefSeq names its product transcription factor che-1-like. The record is from RefSeq and is a predicted model, not a curated record. Bases 1 to 348 code for a protein of 115 amino acids. The transcript has a single exon. NCBI's taxonomy places the organism in Eukaryota, Metazoa, Arthropoda, Insecta, Hymenoptera, Braconidae.